UCCCGAGUCGACAGCAUAGCCAAGUUGAUGAGCAUUGUUUUGGUAAACAGAAAGUCCGCGGGAUUUAGAACUCUUUUAAGAGUAUCUCGGAUUUGUUAGUCUAAUCAAUUAGUUACGUAAUUAAAAAACAGCAUGCGAACUUUUCUACUGUUUCGUUAUUUUCUUACUUAGCAAAGUCCCAGCGCUAACUAGCUGCCUAAUGCUAAUGUUAGCUCUUAACACAGUAUUUUAACGAUGCAUUGUAGCGGAGCUUCAUCCUCCUUUGUUGUCAAGUUAAACUGCUCUUAAACAACAGCAGAAACAACCUAUACUUUGUAUGGCGGUGGCUCCCGCCUCGAUGGCGGAUAAGAUCAUAGUCCUUGAUGAUGACGACGAGGAGAUCGAUCAACCCUCCUGCGCUGCCUCCACCUCGUCCUCUGAGCAUCAAGCCAAAAAUGUGUCCUCACUCAAAUUGCCGCAGCCGGCCCCCACCCACAUUACCCAGUCACCCUUUGCCUCAGCGAAGAAGCAAACCCAUGUUCUCCAGGCAGAGAAUGAGAGGUUGUUCACUGAGUUUGUGGAGCACUGCUCGGCUGUCACGCAGGACUGCCCCGAGGUCUUGACCUUCCUACAAGCAAAACAUGCCAAGGCCUCCCCUGACUACCUGUCAUCCGUGGAGUUCAGGAACACCCUGGGACGAUGUCUGACUCGCGCUCAGGCCAACCGCUCGAAAACAUUUGUGUACAUCAAUGAGCUGUGCACGGUACUCAGGCAGCAUACUGCCAAGAAGAGGCAGAUCCUCACCAAGGUUGAAUCUGGACCUUCUACCUCAUCAUCAAAUAAUCUCCAAUCUACCUCUGUUGUGCUCAAAAGUAAAGACAAGACUAAAGGUAAGACGGAUGAGGCGGAGGACGGGGGGAAACCGGCUGCUGGAGAUGAGCAACCUUCCACCUCAGGGCUGCAGGAGGACAAUAAGGAGGAGCAACAAGAAGCGGAGAGAAUUGCAAAGAGGGCGUCCAGGAAACAGAUAGCGUACCUGGAGAACCUCCUGAAGGUGUACAACGAUGAGAUCUGCCGCCUGCAGCAGACUGAGCUGAGUUUAGACGACCUGGGAGCUGAGGACUCUUUAUACAUCCAGGAGCACAAGCUCAAACGCAAGAUGAUUAAAAUUUAUGAAAAGCUGUGUGAGCUGAAGGACUGCGGCACACUGACGGGCCGAGUCAUUGAGCAGAGGAUCCCCUACAAAAGCACUCGGUAUCCUGAGAUCAACAGAAGGAUCGAGCGUUUCAUAAACAGUCCCGAGGCACAGAGGAACCCUCCGGAUUACCAAGACAUCCUCCAGCAGGUGCUGCGCGCCAACGAACGCCACAACCUGUGCUUGAGCAGAAAGCAGCUGAGGCAGAUGGCCCAGGACGCCUUCAGAGAGACCGGGAGCUGCAUCCAGAAUAGACGUCACCUGGACCUCGUGUACAACUUUGGUUCGCAUCUCACCGACAACUACAGACCUGCACAAGACCCAGCUCUGUCAGACCCCUCACUGCAGAGGAAGCUGCGAACGAACAGAGAAGUGGCUCUAACCCGCCUGGAGGAGGUCAUCACCAAGUACGCUGUGAAACAAGAGGACACAGAGGAGCAGGAGAGGAGCAAACGACUGGAGAAAGAUGGCAAGAAGAAAGAGGGCAACAAAUCUGAAAAGGAAGAAAGAACGAAAGAGGUGAAUGGAGUGGCAGAGGACGAAGAAGAAAUUGAGGCGGAAGAGGAGGAGGAGGAGGAGGAUGACGAUGAAGAAGAAGAUGAAUCAUCAGAUCCAGACAUAGAGGAGGAGAUCCAGGCCAGCACGCAGCAGGGUGGACCAGACGAUGAUGAGAACGGGGAAGAGAACGGUAACGAGGCGGAGCAAAUGGUGGAUGGCGCCAACAAGGAGGAUCAGACAGACGAGAUGUUGGGAAGCGUUAAAGAUGAGGAAGAAGAGCCAGUCACAAGUGGACUCAGUCCUCUUUCUGAUGACAGCAAGUCCCAAAUCUCUCUGUCGGACAUCCCCUCCCCGAGAGACAGCCCCAGCCAAUCGGAGCCCAUGCAGACUGAUGACAACAGGCCGUUGUCUAAUGGUGACCUUGCAGGGUCAGAGGAGCCUGUGGAUUCGUCCAAUCAUGUUUCAUUGGUGCUGGUAAGCACCACCAAGGACCCUGGAGACGUCUCCCCAGCCUCAACCAAUGGGGUGUCGUUACCCCUGCCACCAGCAGUGAUCUUAAAAAAAUGUGACACUCAAACCACCACUGGCACGUCGCCGCCGCCGAGCCCCAAAGCUACGAGGAGCCGCAAGAGGAAGAGGGAGGAGAAAACAUCAGAGAACUCCCAAAAUAUGAAGCACGCAAUCACCCAGGACAGUGAGGUAGAGAUCCCUCUGGACAUGGGCGUUUUCAGCUGCAAUUCUCCACAUCAGGCCGAGCCCAGCCGAGCAGACACUCCCACCCAGGACCUGGUCAGCAGCUCGCAGUCAACGCCGCCUCCCAAGAAAAACAAGGUCAACGUAGCGACCCAGUGCGACCCGGAUGAGAUCAUCGUCUUGUCAGACUCAGACUGACCUUUCACCUCUGACCUCCCACUGCGGGAAUCUUCCACUGCUCACCUGUAUGUUGGUACUGACUUCCUGAAUCGGCCUUUUUUUCCGACGUUUUCCGUCCUCGUCUGUUGGCGCGUAAGAGGAGGGAAAGUGAAAGUGCUGAUUUAAAAAUGAGGUGGAACGAGAAACAAGUUUUUUUUACAAAAUGCACAACAGCCACUGAAAUCUGUGGAAGACGGGGAGAACUCUGAAUCCAGUAUCUCAUGUCAGUUGAUUACCAAACAAAAGCCAAGAAAUAUGUUUUUAUAAAUGAUGAUAAAUAAAAUAAUUUAGAUCUAACAUUCACAGGAACGCCAACGUGAACAGGACGUGUUUUUUGGGAAGGACCAAAGUUCUGGGAAACGGCCUCCUCUUCUUCUUCUUCUUCUGCUGCUGCUGCAGGUGGCGCCGCUGCUGCUGCUGGUGUGUGCACCAGAGAAUACAGUUUUCAUUUUCUGUGUGAAACAUCAGCUGUUGUCGACCUCGGCUGUCUUGGCAGCAGAGACGUCAUCUGAAUCUUUUGGAUGAUACAUACAGUCAAACUCGUGUUUCCCGCCUUUCAGUGCACCACUACUAACACCUCUCGGGUACCAGUUGGUGGCAGCAUUGAAAUUAGUUUUUGUUUUUUAUCUUCUGCUCUGAACACAGAGCUAAGAUCACUGUCCCUUGACUUGAACCCUGAACUUUAGUCAGUGUGCUUUAGGUAAGAAACCAGUGCCUGAAAACAUGAACUGUGCAGUCGGACAUUUGACCCAGACGAGGGGGGGGGGGUUUGUUUUCACAGACACUCGACUGGUGGGGGCUGCAACAGCUCACUGCCGGUUUGUUUACAUUUUUAUAUUUCAAUGGUAUUUUUUCCAUGGAGGAGAGGGAGGCGGCGUCUGUUUAAGAGGAAUUUUGAGAUGACAUUGUUUUAUUUGCUGUUGAUAUUUAUGAUGUUUUGAGUGAGUGGGAUAUGUGGCGGCUUGUACUGUGUGGACUGCAGCAGUGAUAAUGGAGAACAGUGACAUUUUUUAAUCAUGUUUCCCCUUCAAACGUGUUGCUACUUUUAGGUUUAAAAUAAACAAGGUUGCUUUCUUCAUUCAGACAUGUGGCUGAGCUGUUGGUUUGAAUGUUUGAAGGAUGAGGCCAAUAUUUUAUAUUCUACUUCCUUUCAACAAAUCUCACAAAAAAACUAUUGAUGAAUUGACUCAACUCUGUUUCCAAACCCUGUUAAAUUUUAUUCCUCUGAGCCACAGAGUCCAAAACCCUUUAAAAGCACAUCCAUGAGCCCCAAUGUUGCACUGGUCCUUUACUACCAUGAAAACACACAGCGGUAAUUUCACUGAUCCACCGAUCCACAUACAUCGUUCUAGUGCCCCCAAAUACUCACUAGAGCACCAAAUGUGGAUUAAUCUGCCACUGAAAAUAGUUUUGAGUCAUUUUUGUAAAAAAAAAAAAACAGUUUUAGGUUUUUUUUUUUUUUUUUUCUU
Seriola aureovittata is the source of this 4053-nucleotide messenger RNA. RefSeq names its product death-domain associated protein (gene daxx). Gene Ontology annotation, molecular function: histone binding. NCBI's taxonomy places the organism in Eukaryota, Metazoa, Chordata, Actinopteri, Carangiformes, Carangidae. The transcript is spliced from 11 exons. Bases 317 to 2563 code for a protein of 748 amino acids. The record is from RefSeq and is a predicted model, not a curated record.